Messenger RNA from Staurois parvus, 300 nucleotides. The record is from the annotation of a GenBank genome assembly. Lineage: Eukaryota; Metazoa; Chordata; Amphibia; Anura; Ranidae.
UACGGGUGUUGCGGCUGCACAGAUUUUCGUGCGGUUCUGCAGUGGCACCACCCGCACAGAUGUGAACCUGGGAUUAAGGCUAGGUUCACAUCUGUGCGGGUGGUGCCGCUGUGGAUCCGCACGGAAAUCCGUGCAGCCGCACCACCCGCACACAGAAUUGUGGACCCACGGGCAGGUGACAUUACUUCUAAUGGCAUGCCGCCCGCACUGGGAAAUGCAACCGUACUUGGAACUGAGGUUCCCGUGCGGGCUGCGUUUUCCAAAGUAGUGCAGGGACUUCUUCCCUGCGUGUCACGGGCA